Molecule: messenger RNA, 1234 nt
Organism: Mycotypha africana
Lineage: Eukaryota; Fungi; Mucoromycota; Mucoromycetes; Mucorales; Mycotyphaceae
Product: GPR1/FUN34/yaaH family-domain-containing protein
Exons: 2
Coding region: 108-770 (220 amino acids)
Cellular component (GO): plasma membrane
Molecular function (GO): acetate transmembrane transporter activity
Source: RefSeq, a predicted model, not a curated record
UUAUUCUUUUCUUUUUCCCUUCUCUUCUACCUUAUUCUUUUUUUUUUCCCUUCUCUUCUACCUUAUUCUUUUUUUUUUCAAAUUCGACCACUAAAAAAAAUAAUAAUAUGUCUUCUACUGAAAAUCAUCACGACGUUGAAUCAAAGCAAGCAAAUGCUAUUGCAGCUCCACCAGUGAUGGCUGCACCUACUAUCGCCAACCCUGGUCCUUUGGGUCUUUGCGGUUUUGCUUUGACUACUUUUGUUUUGUCUCUUCAUAAUGCUGGUGCUGGCUUACCUCCUACCGCUGCACACGGCGUGGUAACAGGUCUUGCUUUCUUCUAUGGUGGCCUUGUUCAGCUUUUGGCUGGUAUGUGGGAGUUCAAAACAGGAAAUACGUUCGGUGCGACUGCAUUCUCUAGUUAUGGUGGUUUCUGGUUAUCAUUUGGUUUGAUCUUUAUUCCUGGUGCCAACAUCACAGGCAGCUAUGGCACAGACAAAGCUCUUCUCGAAAAAUCUUUGGGUUACUAUCUUUUAGGCUGGACUAUCUUUACCGGCAUCAUGUUGAUCGCUUCUCAUCGUUCCAACGUUGGUUUGAUUUCUCUCUUCUUCUUCUUAUUCAUUACCUUCAUCAUGUUGACUGCUGGUAAAUUGAACGAGUCUAUCUCCUGUCAAGUAGCCGGUGGUGCUUUGGGUAUCAUUACUGCUCUGAUCGCUUGGUAUAAUGCAUUGGCCGGCUUACUGACCAAACAAUCAUCCUAUUUCACCUUGCCUCUUGGUCGUAUCAACUAGGGGAAGGGAGGACACACACUUUUUACCCCCCCCCUCCACCCCAUAUUACCAAUUAAUUAACUAAUGUAUACCACUCAUACUAAUCCUAAUACUACUACUAUUACUUAUUCACUAUCACUACUUAUAUCAUUUACUUAUUAUAACAUCUCAGGGCCAAAUCAGACUUUUUUUCAGAAAAAUCGUUUAGGGGAGAUCCCUUCUAUACCCCUAAACAUCAUUCACCUUCUUCUAAAUGCAUGCAUUUAUUGCAUAUAAAUUAUGCUAUUAAAAAAAAAAAAAGAAAUAGUUUAAAUUGAGUCCUCGAAAGCAUGUUUUUCAUUUUAUACAACUUCUAAGUCCAUUUGAAAGACGAAAAAUGCAACAAGUAACAAUGCUUCUUUCUUUCCAUUAAAAAAAAUAUAUAUAUAUUGGGUUAAAAGUAUACUCAACAAACUAUACACAUCCGAGCUCGUACAUGUACGCUC